Molecule: messenger RNA, 1026 nt
Organism: Ziziphus jujuba (common jujube)
Lineage: Eukaryota; Viridiplantae; Streptophyta; Magnoliopsida; Rosales; Rhamnaceae
Exons: 5
Coding region: 370-699 (109 amino acids)
Source: RefSeq, a predicted model, not a curated record
UGUAGGACUUUGAAGCCAAUUCUUAGUAAGGUAUCCAAAUAAAAAAAUGUUUCACUUUUGCAUGAGGUUCAAUCUCAAUGCCACUAUCAACUCUUACAGUGAUUGAUGUCUAAUGUGAUUUGGAGGUGGCCAGAAAUAUUUGGGAUGACAUGAUGAAAAACCAAUUUUAUGUGGUAACAUCUCAUUGUGUGAAGAAACACAUGCUUUACUGUAUCUGUCUAUUUUAGUGUUGAUGCCUCAUAUAGAAUGCAGUAACCUCUUUUUAAUAACUUUCUUUUAUGGCAGGUGAUUGACGAGUUGGAUCAAAAUAUACAUUUUGUUGAAACUGAUAUUGAGGAAAAUCCGGAAAUAGCAGAAGCAGCUGGUAUUAUGGGUACACCAUGUGUUCAAUUUUUCAAAAACAAGGAAAAUUUGAGGUUGUUUUUCUUCUAUACUCCUGGUGCUAGUCCAACUGUCAAAUCUGGUUCAAAAGGAAAGCGCCAUCAUUUGAUACUGACUAAAACCCUUGAGUGGACCUUAAAUUGGUGCAUACUACAGAGCAUGUUUGAUAGGCAAACACUUAAACUGAUAGAGGUGACUACAAGCGAUAAGCUGGAGAGUUUUCAUGCAGUAAAAAAGGUCCUCAAGGGUCAUAUUGCACUUGGGAAUGCCCAAUUUCCUAAUGGAACCAAUGGUAAUGCCCUAGACAUUCUUGCUUGAGUUCCACUAUAGAAAAAUGGUCUUGAUUAUCGGCAUGGUACAGGCCACGGAAUUGGGUCUUACCUUAAUGUUCAUGAAGGUAUCAAAUCGGUCUUCGUUAUAGUGGAGGUGCCCCGUAUGCUUUUAAUGCUGUCACUAUAGUUUGGCAUUAUACCAAUUGUGGUGCCAAUUGGUGUUCGAGAUUUUGACAUUAAUGGGGAACUUUGGGUCAAAUUAGGAUUGAUACCAACAGAGCCUUUUGUAGGAGUUGUAAUAUUCUCUAGAUUUUAUUCAUAAAACACUUGUACAUUUUUCUCUUGCUAAUUCAUAUUUAGUUUUUAGUUUUUC